This is a messenger RNA of Danio aesculapii, 4886 nucleotides long. It is a transcript of the gene hic1, whose product is annotated as hypermethylated in cancer 1. Gene Ontology annotation, biological process: regulation of transcription by RNA polymerase II. The record is from RefSeq and is a predicted model, not a curated record. The transcript is spliced from 2 exons. Gene Ontology annotation, cellular component: nucleus. Gene Ontology annotation, molecular function: protein binding; DNA-binding transcription factor activity, RNA polymerase II-specific; RNA polymerase II cis-regulatory region sequence-specific DNA binding. NCBI's taxonomy places the organism in Eukaryota, Metazoa, Chordata, Actinopteri, Cypriniformes, Danionidae. The coding region runs from base 219 to 2420 and encodes 733 amino acids.
GUGUCCGAUCCACUCAAACACGAGCAGAGCGGGACACAAGCGGAGAAGGCUAAAGGACAAGGGACAACGCGGAAGAAGCUGGAAACACCGGGGAAAGUUUACGUUUUAAAGAGGGAUUUGGUCGACUGGGGAUUCUGGGACGGGGGGAAAGCCCGUAAGGGGAAAGUCGAGAUCGGCAGGAGCAUCAGACAUGAAUCCGAGGUGUUGGUCUGAAGUCGAUGCUGGAUGCCAUGGAAGUCCCAAGUCAUGCUAGGCACCUCCUCUUGCAAUUGAACACACAACGAACCAAAGGCUUUUUGUGUGAUGUUAUCAUCGUGGUGCAGAAUGCACUGUUCCGUGCUCACAAGAACAUCCUGGCAGCCAGUAGCCUCUACCUUAAAUCUCUUGUUGUUCAUGACAACCUUAUCAAUCUGGACCAUGAGAUGGUCAGUCCAGGUGUGUUUCGAGUCAUUCUUGACUAUAUCUACACAGGACGUUUAAGUGAAUGUGACCCCACCUCUCCAAAUGAGCCUAAUAUAGGGGCAGUGUUGGCAGCUGCAAGUUACCUGCAACUUCUGGAUCUGGUCACCCUAUGCAAAAAGAAGUUGAAAAGGAAGUACCAUUUACGUCCUAACCCUGCAUUUUCACCUUACAAAUUAGGCCCCAGUGGACCGCUUCGAAUAUCUACCCCUGUCAUUCACACUUACCACACUGGAGGAGUAGUGAUCACCCCUCGACCUACACAAUUAGAGGACCAGCCCUCCAUUCCACUGCCCCCUCAUGCAGGAGAGCUUUAUGCACCAGCUCCCAUAAAAGGUCCACCACCUUACCCCCCAACAAAGGCAUCCUUGUCACCGCAGUCAGGCCUUCGCUUGCCUCCCAAUGAAAGAAAUUGUUCAUCUGUCUUUGGCCUUGACCUGUCCAAGAAAAGCCCAAAUUCCCAGUCCCAGCUUUCUUCUGGCAAUCCCCACUUAAUCUCCUCACUCCACCCAGAUGAGGAGCCUGAAGGCGAGCUUGACCAAAGUACCAGUCCCAUGCUUAGUCCCAACGACGGUUCUAGAAAAAUGGACACAGGCCAUCAUAUGGGGUCUCUCACCCCACACCCCUUCCCACUACCCAACCAUCCACUUGCACCCCAUCUUCCCCACCUGCAUCGUCCUCAGGGACAAGAACAGUACCCCUGCCCUCCCAGCCCAGAACCCAUAGAGGACUCCAGAGAUCAGGGACAAGAUGCUUCCAACAUCUAUCGGUGGGUGAAGAAUGAGCCUUCCAACCCAGAGGAUGAAGAUGAGGAAGAUGAAGAGGAUGAAAGUGGGGGAAUGGGUGAGCAGGAUAAGGAGAGACAUCACCAGCACAUGAACCACCAUAAAAGCAAUGAAGAAAAGCUGAACAUGAAUGAGCGGGGCUAUGACAGAGGGACCUGCGAUGAUGGCGAGGAUGAGAAUGGAACCGGCAGUGAGGAAACCGGAAGCAGUGAAGGUCGUCCAUCUCCCCCUGUACCAGGUGGAAGGUAUCACAUGCCAUAUGAGCCAGAGAGUUUUGGAGAUAACUUGUAUGUGUGCAUCCCCUGUGACAAAGGCUUCCCCAGCUCAGAGCAACUCAAUGCACAUGUAGAAACCCAUACAGAGGAAGAGUUAAACAAUGGGAGUGAGAUGGACAACAGCAAUAACAGCAACAGCAAACCUACUAAUGCCCAUGUACCUACAAGCUUGAACAGCUCUAGUGGCCUCCACAGCCCUUACCAGGAUGGCAAAUUGGCACAAAACCUCCAUUCCAUUGGUCUCGGGGAGAUCAUACGACCAUAUCGAUGUUCUUCCUGCGACAAGUCUUAUAAAGAUCCUGCCACCCUGCGGCAACAUGAGAAAACCCACUGGCUGACACGUCCAUACCCCUGUAGCAUCUGUGGCAAGAAGUUCACUCAACGUGGUACCAUGACACGUCACAUGCGCAGUCACUUGGGCCUUAAACCUUUCGCCUGUGAUGCCUGUGGCAUGCGCUUUACUCGGCAGUAUCGUUUGACGGAACAUAUGCGCAUCCACUCCGGAGAGAAGCCCUAUGAGUGCCAGGUGUGUGGAGGCAAGUUUGCUCAGCAGCGCAACCUCAUCAGUCACAUGAAGAUGCACAGCAGUGGAUCCGCUGGCGGAGGACUAACUCCUGACGGGAAGCUGAAGAUAGACUUCUCUGAGGGGAUUUAUCCUCUGAGCAAGUACACCGCUGAGCAUCUGGGUCUGAAGCAGGAGAAAACCUCAGACCUUCUUGCAGCUUCUCAGCACCUCCUGGCUGAUGCCAAGGCCAUGGAGAGCCUCUACCCGCUGUCAAAACUGGCUGUAGAUCAACUCAGCCUCGCCCACAAAAUGGACAUCCUGAACUCGUCACUUCCACCCACUUCCCAGCAGCUUUCAGCAGAGUCCCGCACCAUUGAUCGCUACUCUCCUAGCUAGAGGGGGGAACCACUAACUUUAAUUUCCAAAGAGACAUCACUGUAUACCAAUCACAGUAUUCAACUCUCACCUCAUCGUCAUAUGGACCUGCACCUCAAAGAAUGGAGGCCAGAAAGAGUUGGCCAUACAAAUGCACACAAACUGUUUAAUUCUGAACGUGCCUUUCUUAGCAGAUUCUGCAGUAUGUGCAUUUCUUAAAAUGACUUUCCUAAAAGGAGUAAAAAUGCUUUAUUUAUAAUCUGUUUUGACCGUUGGACACUCAGACAAUGCAGUAUUUAUAUAAAAAAUAACUUUGUUCAAUUACCGAGCCAAACAACCAAUUGAAAACCAAAAAGAGAUUGUUUUUAUUUAUUUUUUCCUGUGUUUUUUCUUUUUUUAUAUGUUGGAAAAGCCAAAGAAAAAAAUGUCAAAUGUUACAAAUGAGAGUUGCAAUCGUAGCCUAAACCUGUGUACUAAGUAUUAUUGGUGUAUAUAGAAUGAAAAGCACAUAUGAACAAUAUUCAGGGCUUCUGUCCAGAACGGAGAGGGAAAUCUGGACCAAAAGAAAAAGCCAAAUCUUUGGGAUUUUAUAGUAAUUGGAGGACUUUUUAUAGACUAUUUCUCGGAGUACUGGAUCACCUGUAUCUGAUUUUCCAGCUUUGUGAAUGGCCCAGUUUUUUUCCGUACUAAAGGGAGCCACUAACUGAAGAGUGUUUGUUCCAGGACUUAGGUAAAGUGAUCUAAGCUUUUCUCUGCAUUGAUGUAGUUAUCCCCUUCAGCGUGGAAUAAGAGUUCACAGAAAGUGCCGUUUAAUUUUUUUCUGACGGUCAGGUGUAUGGUCUCAAGCUAUUUAGUGUCUUUGUUCCCUUUUCUUUCCUCCAAUGCCAAGUGCCUUUAGCUUACUGAAAAAGUAGCUAGUACUGCCCUGUGAUCUCACAACUGGAAUAUCUCUGCAUAUUCCGAUCAUGAUAUAACAAUCCAUGUCCACGUGUUUCAGUCCAUCUGGUGCGACAGACUAAGCAUGGGUGGUGUCUUUGAAAGUGCAGUAAUAUUUACAGCAGAGUCCAUAUGCCUCGGUUGUAUUGCAGCCGAGCCCUUUGAAAGAUUCUCUGCAUGACUAGAUGUAUAACAAUCGCAACAAAGGCACUUUGUGUAUAUAAACCAAACAGUAACAUUUUGUAGGUCAGUGGUCUCAAACUCAAUUCCCGGAGGGCCGUAGCUCUGCAUAGUUUAGCUCCAACCACCUCCAACUCUCAUCUGCUUAAUAGUCUCCAGUAGUCUUGAACACCUUGAUUAGUUGGAUCAGCUGUGUUUGAUUCGGGUUGGAGCAAAACUGUGCAGAGCUGUGGCCCUCCAGGAAUCCAGUUUAAGACCUAUGUUGUAACACCUUUAAGACUUUUCCUUAUGUAAAAUGUUUGAAAAGGUCUUCUCAGCCCUAUUUUGGCACAGUUAAAUUCAGGCUAACGUGAUGGCUUUAAUCCUGUGGUGCACACAUAGAGCCGCUAAUGUGACAACCAUCAGAACAUGAGGAGCAUGGCUCUCGAUCUGAUACUGUGGGUGCAGAUAGCAGCUGCUGCUCCACUCAGGGUAAGCCCUGUGAAAUUUCUGAUUUUCGAAGACUAUCCGCGCUUGUCUGUCUCACUGAUGUUAGAUUUUCUGCCAGUUGACCAGGCCCUGUGAUCUGAACAUACAGCCUAAUCCCCAGGCUACCGCACUAAUAUACCAUAAGCUACACUUCAAACAAUCAAUCCUUCAUUUCUUUCAACACACAUAAAACAGCAGCCUGUUAUGGUUGCUUCCUUCUUUUGUUUUUUUAUAUCAUCCUUAAAUAGUUUAACAGGGGAUGUCAAUGUUCUGAUGAUGAGACACGACACCUACUGUUUUUUAUUCCAAAGAUUACUCCAUGAUGAUAGAUUCAUCUUUUCCUCAGCCGGACCCUAAGUGAAAAACAAAAUUGUUAACCACUAGUUAACAAUUACAACCUCAGCUGGUGAAUGUGAAAACUUAAACCACAAAUGCACUGUGAAAAAAACUAGCUUUAGAGCUUAGUGAAUAUUAAACAUGUAAUUUGGGACAAAUUACCUGGGCUUUACUCUAUUCUGUUUGUUUUUUGAUCAUACCGAACUCUCUUAAUCAAAGCAAAAUGACAUUGGUGCUUACCUCAGGACUGAGCCUAUCAUAGUGUGGGUGACACAAUGCUUUAGCAAUAGUUUAAUACAAAAACUCACAUAACUGCUCUCUGUCUUAUACAGUAAAACUCAAGCACACUUUCUGAAGGGAUUCUUAAUGUUUUUUUUAAACCUGUGGUGAUUUUCAAUGCUAAAAUGUAUUUUUGAAAUGAUUAUUUGAUUGUUUUUUUUCUGAUUAGCCUAUGCAACUGUCUGUUUUUACAUUACAGAAAAUACUGUAGUUACACAAUGAAAUGGUAAAUGAUUGAAUUACCAUAAAAGGAAAAUUUGUAAAUUAAAAAUGAUUUCUUGAUAAGAA